Grus americana (Whooping crane) is the source of this 525-nucleotide messenger RNA. Its product is annotated as cytochrome b-c1 complex subunit 10. Lineage: Eukaryota; Metazoa; Chordata; Aves; Gruiformes; Gruidae. The coding region runs from base 72 to 242 and encodes 56 amino acids. Gene Ontology annotation, biological process: mitochondrial electron transport, ubiquinol to cytochrome c. The record is from RefSeq and is a predicted model, not a curated record. Gene Ontology annotation, cellular component: mitochondrial inner membrane. The transcript has 3 exons.
GCGGGGGCCUUCGUGGCGCAGCGGCGCGCCCGCGCAGGCGCAGUAGGGGUGACUUUGAGGCCCGCGGCGGGAUGCUGAGCAAGCUGGUGGGGCCGCGCUACGUCCAGCUCCUCCAGAACUGGACUCCCACCCUCGUUACAUGGGGUGGUGUGGCUGGGACUGGUUUAAUAUGGCUCACAGACUGGAAACUGGUCCUUCAGUAUGUUCCUUACAUCGGCGGCAAGUAUAAAACUGAAGAUUAAGCUUCCCUCUAAUGGAAAUUUACUGCUGGAUAGAGUGUGUUGGAGCCAUCCGUCCGCUGAGACCCUGGUUUGAGGUGAACUUGAAAUGCCCAGUACAGAUUCUACUACAGGUUGUGGUGUCCCUCUGUCUGCCACAAACAGUUGUGACCGCUUGGUUGUGAACAAAUUUCACUUCACUGUCCAACCUGCCUAGUAGUCUUCCUCUGAUCACUUUCACAGCAGAUCUUGUUCUAAUGGGAGUAAUUUAUAAACCUGAUGUACAAAAUAAACCGAGUGAAUGAUG